Messenger RNA from Rhipicephalus sanguineus (brown dog tick), 1092 nucleotides. RefSeq lists its product as uncharacterized. NCBI's taxonomy places the organism in Eukaryota, Metazoa, Arthropoda, Arachnida, Ixodida, Ixodidae. The record is from RefSeq and is a predicted model, not a curated record. Gene Ontology annotation, molecular function: protein binding. The transcript has 7 exons. The coding region runs from base 427 to 1092 and encodes 221 amino acids.
GCUGCUCUGCAAUAUUGUUAUGAUUACAGCAAAGACAGCUUUGUAUGAUUGUGUUCACGUCAGUGUGUCUUUCACUGCUCUGCAACAUUGUUAUGACUGCAUGCAGCAGAGAGAGCUUUGUAUAUGAUUGUUCUAGACGCUGAGCAUGCCAUGUUUUAUGGCAUAUAGGACACUUGGGGCUGUACAGUUGGCUGUUACUCACAUAACUGAAACGUCAUUCAGGCAACUUAAUGGCAGUCGGCACUUAUUAGUAGAUAUUUAAAACAUCUGCACAGGGAUAAUCGUUCUAAAGCUUAACUUUUCUUUGAUUAGAGGGAGGCUAACAUAUUAAUAAUUUGUCACAGAUUGCGUCAUCUCUGUGAUUUACGCAGAUACCUUGCUGCCUACUUGACUGUGUGUGGGGAUUAUGCAGCCGCACACAAGCUGAUGGGACAGAUUCAGGAGGCCAUUGAACGCCCAUAUGAAGCCAUUAGAUCUUAUAAGUGUUGCUUGGACCUGGAUGAAAGCCAGAAGGAUGUUUUGUUAAAAAUUUGCAAAAUCUAUGCUGACUUACCUGCUGACCGACAAACGAUUCAGUAUUGGCUGGAACAAGCUGAAGACCACUUUCCUGGUCAUAGCAUUGUGGUUAAACUCAAGGAAAUUUUGACAAGAGCCCAAGGUAUGCCUGAUGUGAAGGACAAGGAGGAUCUGAUCACAUCAGAAAUUAUGGAAAGUCCACUGGACGUGGAAUUAAGAGUCAAGCUCCUCGAGCUGCUACUGGAAACUGGGCGUGUGCGGGAUGCCUACAUGCACGCCCUUCAAGCAGAGGGGGACCCACAAUUCAAUGCUGUGACUACAUACUCGCUUCUGUGGCAACGCUGUGUGACCAAUGUCAUCAAGGUAUGCUACCGAGAUCGAGCUGAGAACAAGCUGAGAGUAGAUGAGUUCUUCCUGACCACGUAUUUGCUGAGAUUGGACCAGCUGGCCACUCUGACGCUGCACAACCCAAACAGUUCAUCACUGUGUGCUCUGUCUGGUUCUAGAGGCACAGAGCCAAACAAGCAGGGGGAGAAAUCCGCACUGGAGGACGCUAUCAGUGCCAUUGGAUCGUGA